AGUGUCCGAAAGCUGUAAACAACGCAGCAGACAAAAGACAUCAACGCGCGAAUGAAGUCUGUGGCAAAUGUGGCGUCAAUUGAGAACAAAUGGUCACUGGUUUAUUCUGCGGAAGUACGGUGGCAAUUAAAAAAUUUGUAGAGAAAACUUUUAUGAGAAAUUGGAAUGCUGCAUGACACAAAACGCGCAAGAGUGGCUUUGUUACAUAGAAUAUAUAUUCUUAUUUACUAUGGCGCCUACAUUAGCUCAAGCUAAGCACAGAAAAUGGUGGAUAGCUAUAACAGCGGUUAUAGAAAAUUUGACGUUUGCGGCUGUAUUACUUGGAUGGAGUUCGUUACUGUUAAUGUUGAAAAAAGAAGGGUUUUAUUCAAACCUUUGUAUCGAAGAAAAUGAAAACGGAACAUUAUAUAACACUACCUCACCAAAUGCGACGUCACCAGCGCCAGUCAUGUUUACCUCGACCAACUCAACUCCCACAGAAUCUGAAUUCCAGCAUCCAACAUGUGCAGCACAAGACGAAAUCUUGAACCGGUAUUUUUCUAUUGGAUCUAGUCUUCUCAGUGCAGUAACUGUUGUUCUCGGUAUAAUCAUGGACAAGUAUGGAUCACGAGUUAUGAGAAUGGUUGGAUGCUGGACAUUUAUGCUGUCCUGUGCAUGUUUUGCAAUUGGAUCUCUCGACACCGACAGAUACAGUUUUCUUAUGGCACCAGCCGUUUGUCUUAAUGGUAUGGGAGGAAUUGUGUACGUGUUUACAAGCUUCCAAAUACCAAAUUUAUUCGAAAAUAUUCGUUCUACCAUGAUCGCGUUAAUGAUCGGAUCAUAUUCUGCGUCUGCAGUGAUUUAUAUGUUAUUCAAAGCUGCUUAUGAUACCGGUAUACCAUUUGCAUGGUUGAUGAUGUUUCAUGCAAUUUUAGGAUUUUUUACAUUUAUCAAUUGUUAUAUGAAUAUACCUCAAGAACCUUUACCGGGACCCGAUGAUAUUACCUAUGCAAUCAAAUUCAAUUUUGGAGAUCUGAAGUUUGAUCAUAAAAUAUCAGGAAAACAAUUUUUACAUCAUACAUCAAGUGUUGGAAGACGAAUGAGUAGCAUUGAUAUUGAUCCACUUGAGUCGCUGAUGGACAUCAGUAAAAACAAAAAUAGCUCCCAAAUCGACCCGUUUAUCCGAGUUAUAGUAACCCCAUGUGUAUUGUGGAGUUUUUUGACAAUUAGUUUAACUCAACUCCGCCUAAUCGCAUACAUGGGAUGGAUGGAAAUGUAUUUCAAGGCAGCUGCUGACCUUAAUGAAUUAGAUCAUGAAACUAAAGAUGAGACUGUUGAAAAAUACACUUUCAUAUUCGGGCUUCUGCAAGUCAAUUGCUUUUUCAUGGCUCCUAUAAUUGGCACCAUUAUGGAUUGGAAGUUAAAACUAUUCAAAAAUGAGGAUGUCAGACAUAACGGAAAAGAUAGAAAAGGUCAGAUCAUAUGGAACUUGAUGAUGGCUUUUGGACUGACCAAUCUUCUGAUGGUCACUUUCGGAAUCAUAAUUAUGUUUGAAAAAUGCCUUCCUUUACAAGUGGUUGCUUUUGUAAUGCACACUGCCAUUCGAACUUUUCUGCAUUCAUCUCUUGGGGGAUUAUACGCUUGCAUGUAUCAUUUUUCGCAUUUUGGAAAGUUAACUGGACUUUCAUCUUUUCUUUCUGCACUGUUUAUUUUAAUUCAAGAUCCUCUAUUUGUAGUAAUCAACAAUUCCCUCGGAGGAGAUCCUUUUUGGAUCAACCUUGGACUUCUUAUACUAAGCAUAUCAGGCUUUGGUCUUCCAAUUUACUUAUUCAUCUACGGGCGAAAAUACACGAGACAGUUAAAUUUGACCGAUGCAAUGAAAAAGAAAGCAGAAAAGUUGGAUGCUAUUGCCGAAGAAGACGACGACGACGAUGAGCCCGCUAAAAUGAACGGUAACGGAUAUCACGUUUCCGAUAAAAACCUCAACAAAGAGCCAAAAGACUUGGAAGAAGAACAAGCGCUACAUUUGAGUAUAUCUGCCAUUACUUUCUAAACUUUAAAACAACGUCAUAACUUUGAACUAUAUUUUUGAAUCCUGCGUGGUACAACUAGAUCAGGAGUGGGCAAUUACUUUCCUAAGUGGGUCACUCACAGAUAAUAGACUUGGUUACUGGGCCGGAGGUUUAUAACUCAACAUGAAACUGUGAAUGAAAACAGUUUAUUUGGCUGGCAUCGAUAAUAAUCCAUCAAACCAAAUAACUGCCUGUCGGAUCGUUUCACUGAUAUAAAGCAAUAGGUAUUUGCUGCAGGAGAUGCUGUCGAUAAAAUUGGAAGAUUAGCAAGUGACGUGAAUAUAGACAGAAGAAUUGAAGUACUGAAAUUGAUGUACCGGAAAUUCAUAUCCAUAAAAACUAGUUGUAAUUUCAGCAGGUAAAAGUGGGCCGAAUGGAAAACUUCAGCUGAAUGGAAAACUUCAAUUUACCCACCCCUGAACUAGAUUGGAUUCAAAGAGAGACGCCCAUGCGUUUUUUUUUUAUUAUGCUUACAACAGUGGUUAGGCAAAUAUUUGUAAACUAGGUUUAUAAUCUAGACGAGUACGUUUGCAACGAAAAUACGUGCUCAUUUUUGGUCUCGCGUUUCCAGUGUCUUCGAUUAAAAUAAGUUAACAAUACCCAUAGGAAAAUUAUUGCCGACAUUACGCCAUGAAUUGACAAUCAGAAAAAAUACGACAAGAUCUUUUAAUUCGAGAAACUAUUUUACAUUAAUAGCGUUUAUUACGGAAACUUAUGUCCGUUUAGUGCGGGAAAAUACAAUAACUUUCAUUCCUUUUCUGUUUUUCAUGCUAGUUAUUUUCAUUUAUAUGUCGCAUCUGACUGACAAUAAACUGUGAACUGAUUCAGUCCUUAACGAAUUAAAAACAUGAAAUUCUUGAU
Styela clava is the source of this 2912-nucleotide messenger RNA. RefSeq names its product large neutral amino acids transporter small subunit 4-like. Gene Ontology annotation, biological process: transmembrane transport; neutral amino acid transport. Gene Ontology annotation, molecular function: L-amino acid transmembrane transporter activity; neutral L-amino acid transmembrane transporter activity. Lineage: Eukaryota; Metazoa; Chordata; Ascidiacea; Stolidobranchia; Styelidae. The record is from RefSeq and is a predicted model, not a curated record.